AUGACCGAGAACAGCGAGGUGGAGAGCGAGGUGCAGCUCCAGCGCUGCCCGAGCACCAUGUCCAUCCAGCCGAUGACAUCCAAGCUUCAAAGGCUAAAACGCUCCCUGUCCUUCAAGACCAUCAUGCGCAGUAAGAGCGUGGAGAACUUCUUCCAGAGAUCCUACAGCGACGCCCGCCUUCCGCCGGAUUUCAUCACCGACCCGCCGCCUCCUUCUCCCCCUCUGCCGCCCGGCUCUCCUCUCGUCGGGGAGCGCUCGCCAUCCAUCUCGCCGUCCCUCAGCCCCAACCCCUCCAUCUGCUCACACUCCCCCUCUCUCAGCCUCUCCCCAUCGCUGCCCAUCAAGCCUCCGAGACCACAGGUCACCCACUGUUUUCAGGACCACGUCUUUCGCAAGCCCACCAACUGCCAGCACUGCAAGCACAUGAUAGUGGGAAACUCCAAACAAGCUCUGCGGUGUAAAACGUGCAAGAUGGCCGCUCACCUAUGGUGCACCUCGGAACUGUCGCAGCAGCUGUGUCAAGGGAAGCCUGGAGCGUUCAAGCGAAACUUCAGCUCGCCGAUGCUUGUCAAUGACCAACUGGCUGUCGUCAAGGAAGUUCAGCCGAGCCAAGAGGCUGGGCGGACGCGCGUCGACCCCGUGUACGCCGCCUUGCGCUUUGGGACGUCUUUGGCACAGAUGAGCCGCUCCAGUUUUGGCAGUUCAGAGUCUCCGACGCGCAGCCUGGGGGAGGGAAGUGAGGAGAGGCAGCAGAGACAGUGCAGCAUGGAGGAAGAGAUAACUCAGGAGACGGGGGACGCAGCAGUGCCAGAACCGGAGUUGGAGAAAGAGGAGGAAGACGAGAGCAGGGCCGAGACCGAGACUCCUGCGGAAGAGAGCAGCUUGACGGUGCCCAAGCGCAUUGAAGUUCACUCCAUCCACACCUAUGUAGCGCUCUUCAAGUUUCUGCCUCAGGAACAGAAUGACCUGGAACUACAUCCCGGUGAUCGGGUGCAGGUCACGGACGACUCCAAUGAGGAGUGGUGGAAGGGAAAGAGCGGCGACAAGGUCGGUUUCUUCCCUGCCAACUUUGUGCAGCGGGUCCGACCAGGAGAGAGAGUGUGGCGGGUCGUCCAGAGCGUCACCGCCACCCGAGAGAGAGGACACAUGGCCGUCAGGGAAUCCCAGAUCUGUGUGGGGAAGCGAGAGGACGGCGAGGUGUUUCUAAAGCUGAGCAGUGGGAAGAAGAGAGGCCUGGUCCCAGCCGACUCCAUAGAGGAGAUCUGAGCUUCAUCUUUCCACUUCUACUUUACCUACUAUCACAUCUUUAAACUAUCACCAACACCACUUCUUCCACAACCUCCCUCUGCAAAAAACAACAACACAACAGCUGCGGCCUCUUUGGCCAGCUCUGACUGAACCCACCCUGGACAGAACACACACACACACGUCUGCAACGACCUGGAAACACAGCUCCCGAUGGACACAUGGUUUCCAGUUGAAGUGGGUUGCUAUUAGUCUUUAAAAAGGGUACAGUUAUGCAUUAUAGUCCUGCUUUUACAAAGGGACUGUUUCUCAGCUCUUCUCCUGCUGCCGAUUUCUCUUUUAACACAGGAAAAAUAAAUCAAUGUUUAGUCAGACGCAGCGUGCACAAGUCAAAAUUGCUUAACGUCUCUUUGCUUGGAUGCUGGUUCCGAAUUAGUUUCUCCUAAUCAACAAGGACGUCUAGCAACGUGGGAGGAGGUGGCGUUCUGUCAUCGGAACAUGAUGCUACUGUCAGUGUCCUUUUCUUCUUUCUACCCACUCCCUGUGUCUCAUCCCUGCGCGCUCGCGUCAGGAUCUGUGGCCCCGGGGAUUGAUAUCAGCCUCGUGCAAACUGGUCCACAUGUAACAUGAGCCACCGGCCAAGGACGACCACUGCCAGCCCGAGAAAGUUUUCUUUUUUUGCCAGGAGGACACACAAUGCAAAAAAAGUCCUCAGUCGUGUCAGCCUGUGUGUGAACAGCUGACGCCAACUCGAGAGUGCAGAAAUCUGAAGAUUCCCAAAGGAGAAUUGGACACUGUGAUGAAUUUUUCACAAGGAAUUCAGUUGAGGAAUUUACCCCCAACUUUUUCACUAUGAAAUUACAAUGAAAAUAUGGUGUGAAAAAUGCAUCGACACCUUUAAACAUAAAUCAGUCGGGGGACCCCGUGUUCCAGAGGGAAAUGGAAUGCAAGAAAAUAGCUCAUUUUGUCCUUUUCAACACUCAGUGACAGUAACUGAAACUUUUUUCCCCUUGUAGAUGUUCAGUAGCUUUUUCUUUUUGGUUAAUGACUCAACCAUAGAGGAAUACGCAGUGAGUCUCACACAGCAGUGUUUGUCGAAGGGGUCACAUUUUGUUGUCUUGUCUUCAACAAAGAGGAUGCAGUAGAAUGAGGGAGGGGAGGCGAAACUGCGAGGGUGGUCCUCGGCUGUUGCGGUUACAUGUGGCAGGAGCCGUCUCCCUGCUUUUCACACGAAAGGAGCUCGGAGGGUCUAAAAAAAGGGGGGGGGGGGGAGGCCAGCUCCUGCAGAGACCUGCUGAAGACCGGCAGUGAGUGUUGCACAGCAUCUUAACAUGUUCACUGGAGCUCAAACAGCAGCCAAUAUAAGUCUGCCAGAAAGAGAAAAAACAACAACAACAACAAAAACAACAGAGAGCUUUCUGGCCGUGACAAGGAGGACACGUUUCGCUGACGGCUUGAAGGAGGACGCAGGAAAAACAGAGACAGGAGGAGAUGCAGGGAGGUGGGGAACGUCGUGAGUGGGUUAUGAGUCAGUGUGUGUGCACGCAGGUAGUGUGGCACCCAUGGGUUCACGAGUCGUCAUCGAUCAAAUGUCAGCCCUUCUUCUCCGUCUCUCCCGUCCUCCCGAUCGUGAUGUGACUGAUCAGCUCCGACAGAAGGCGGAGGCAUUUUUUUCCCAUGCAUGUUCGAUGUUGGUUUAUAAACUUCACCAUGAAUUCAUUAGUUAGUGUGAUUUAUUUCUCUCCAGAGAGAGGAACUGCACGAGAUCACAAGCACCGGGUGUAAGAGUAAAACGAUGGUACCGCAAGUUAUGAAUAAUUGAACUCUUCUUUUCCAGAUCAGACAGAUCCAGCUGAUAUGAUCAUCCUUUCAUUUACAAUUCAAUAUAAGACCCUUAGAGGCUGCUACAAAUAAACGUCUCUUCUUGUAAUUAGGACAAUGACACUUUAUUUGUGUGUCAUUUCCUUUUAUAGCAACUUCACUCUUCAGUCCAAUGGCAGAUGGUUUGAUGUUUUACACACGGCAGCAAAUAACAUUACUGGAAAAAAAGAAUUGUGUCCGAGCAGAACUGGAUUAGCAUUUGUUAGCUGUAUAAUCACUUUGUCAUCCUGCGUUUUGUUUAGUUUUAUGCGACGUCACAUGAGAUUUCAACAUUUCAAGUAUGUGUUAGGAUGUUUUUUCCCAAGCCCAGAGUCAAUAAAAGAUAUUUACAAAA
Messenger RNA from Pleuronectes platessa (European plaice), 3460 nucleotides. Its product is annotated as SH3 and cysteine-rich domain-containing protein 2. The record is from RefSeq and is a predicted model, not a curated record. The transcript is spliced from 11 exons. Gene Ontology annotation, molecular function: protein binding. Lineage: Eukaryota; Metazoa; Chordata; Actinopteri; Pleuronectiformes; Pleuronectidae. Gene Ontology annotation, cellular component: extrinsic component of cytoplasmic side of plasma membrane. Gene Ontology annotation, biological process: positive regulation of voltage-gated calcium channel activity; skeletal muscle contraction; positive regulation of protein localization to plasma membrane. The coding region runs from base 1 to 1266 and encodes 421 amino acids.